Drosophila elegans is the source of this 1254-nucleotide messenger RNA. RefSeq names its product protein Gemin2 (gene Gem2). Gene Ontology annotation, biological process: spliceosomal snRNP assembly; spliceosomal complex assembly. The record is from RefSeq and is a predicted model, not a curated record. Bases 94 to 831 code for a protein of 245 amino acids. Gene Ontology annotation, cellular component: SMN complex; nucleus; spliceosomal complex. NCBI's taxonomy places the organism in Eukaryota, Metazoa, Arthropoda, Insecta, Diptera, Drosophilidae. The transcript has 2 exons.
AUCGAUGUCGGCAUCGGUGAUUCUCCAUUAUUUACUCCUCACUAGUCUUACCAUUUAAAUUAAACAAAAAUUUAGACAAAUACGGUAAUAAACAUGCAGCACGAGCCCGAAGAGCAGACUUUCCAACUCCAGGCACUGGAGAUCCGCGAACCGGAUGACAGUUUCGAUCCCAAGAAGCCGCCAGAAUCCGGAGAAGAGUACUUAAUGCACAUGAUGUACGAGAGGAAACGCUGUCCAGCGGUGGUGACCAAAAGGUCGCCCAAAAUCAGGGAUACUACGGGAAACAACGCCUUCGAAAUGUUGGAUAAUCCCGCUUUGCCGCCUUUUAAGUGCCUGCUGCCCACGCCCGAAUGGCGGGAUGAACAGGUGAAAUCCUUCCAAGCCGCUCGCUCCCAGGUUUUGAUUCUUCGCCGGGAAUUGGUCAACCACAACUACGACCAGAGUGGGGAACCCCCGCUAACCUCGGACCAGGAGAAGUGGCAGGAGUUCUGCCGCAAGCAACAGCCCCUCCUGAGCACACUGCUCCAUUUGAGCCAAAGUGACUUGGAGCACCUGCUGGAAAUGCUAAGCAAAUGGCUGCAGGUCAAGGAUCAGGACAUCGACCUCCUUCAGGAUGUCUGGCUGGCCCGCUGGCUAUAUGCCACCUUGGUGUGUUUGCAUCUGCCGCUGGAACCUCAUGUCUUCAGCACCCUUCGAUAUGUCGCCCGAUCCUGCAUCCAACUGAGGAAUCAAUUAAAGGCAGAGGAAGUGCAGCGAGCAGCGCCCUACAAUCUGCUACUAACCCUCAUUGUUCAGGUCUUUGCCCAGAGUGAUUUUAAGGAGUAUAUUUAAGGUAUUGAUUUCUUGAUUUAGUAAGCCCUAAUAUAAGCACAAAUUGACUGUUCAGAUUGGUAAUCUUAAAAGCCAAGAAGUUUCUCUGGUAAAUAAGCUUAAGCUAUUUGUACCCAACGAUGUUUAGUACUACUUUUGUAAACGUCAUUUAAAAACAUUCGGAGCUUAGCUGUUUCAUAUGCUUAAUAUUGAAUUUAAUAACAUAUAUGUGCUGAAAUAUUUUGAGAUUCUUAAGUUCAAAGAUCACUUAAAUUAUAUAUUUUAAAUAAUGCGUAAAAUCAUUUUCAUUUCCAUUUAAAAAAUAUAAUGUCCAAAGAUGAUUUAUUAUAAGUUUGAAAAUUCCGUAAAGCCGAAAAAAUUCUUAUUCAAAUGGUUAGUUAAAAUUCUUUAUAAAUUCAAUUAAAACAAAAAGGUUAGCCUCUA